CCGACUGAUGACGUCACAGCGGCGCGGGGCCGUGCGGGAGCGCUGCGGGAAUGGAGGAACGGGAGCGGCUGUGCCGGGAGAUCCGAGCGCUCCAGGGUCUCAUCAACAGCCACAGGAACAUGCACGGCAACGUCCCGCGCCCGGCGCCUUCGGCUCCUCCGAGGUGGAACAAUCCCGGCUACGCCAGGAGAGGAGCCUUUUCCGCCAGGUACCCCCAGCAGGCUCCCAGGAAUUUCCACCCAUGCCAGACUCACACCUGGAGGAAAAAAUACUCCCUGGACAACCGGCUGCUGGGCUCGGGCUACGACCUUGGAAGCGCUUCCCAGGGUUUUGGGAGCCAUGGGGACAGCCGGCCUCCCGAGCCGCCGGAAUCGUCGCCGGAGAGACACGUGGACCUCACCACGGACGGGAACAUCGUUGUGGAUAUCCAGGUGCCACAAAGGGCCGGCCAGGAAAAUGCGGGUCCUUACAGCGUGUUUUCCAGGCGGGAAGCGGCGGCUGCUCCUUCGGGGGAUGGGAAUAGCCAGAAAUCUCUUCUCCAGAAGGAAGAGAGGAGACCUUCCCUAUCCAUUUCCUUCAGUUCCACGUCCAGGACCGUGUGCCUGCCUGGAAGCGGAGCCGGGAGCUCCUUUUCCGCCUCCGGAAGCAGCAGUGAAAGUGCCGUGGCGCUGAAAUCCGAGCCACAAAUGCCUUUGGAAUUGCCAGGUCAGGAGCCGGCCCAGCACUCGGCACGGAUCAAGGCAGAGCCCCCCUCUCCAGGCCAGCCGAGCGGUGAGGAAGUCCAGGAUGCUUCCCUACAUCCCAAACUCUUCGGGAAUGCCGAGACACUCUCUCGACCUGCUCAGGCUGGGCUGACUCCGGUGAAGAGCAGAUUUCCCGUGAUUCCCAAAGCUCCCGCUCCCCAAAAAGCUGCCUCAGCACCCGUCUCCGGCAAAUCUCAGAAAUUCAGGAAAAACAACUACACCUGGGUGGCAAACUCUGGGAAAAACUCUCGGGUCGUGAAGAGGUGGGCGAGCCCUCGGGCUGAAAAUUCCAAGAAGGGAAUUGCAGGAGCGGACAGAGGUGCCAAAAUCUCCCCCAAGGCGGAUUUGGGAGCGAAGGCAAAGAAACUGGGAUUGCAAUCCAAGCUGGGGGUUUCUCCCAGUAAAUAUAAGUGGAAAGCCUCCAGCUUGCAGACCUUGCCUUCCACUUCCAAGUCGGCAUUCCAAUGGAGGUCCGAGGACCAGAAGAAGCCUCCGGCCCCAAAUAUCCCUCGAAGCGCCGCUGUCCCGCCGGCCCCGAGCGCGGCGUCCGUCGUUCCCGGUGGGAUGAAAUCCUUUGGAGAGGCUGCACUGUCCAGUUACAAAGUGAAGAGUCGGACAAAGAUCAUCAAGAGGAAAGGGAGCGUGGGCUCCCCCACGGAUAAGAAGAACAUUUCCCCCACCACGGCUCUGAAGAGCCGCUUCCACCUCCGGAGGAGGAAUUCCGUGCGGGGAAAACCUUCGGUGACGGCGAAGCGCUCCUCACCCCGGGGCAUGGUGCAGAUCUCCAAGCACCGGCUCUGCCGGAUGCAGGUGGCCGCCAAGGAAGGAUCCAACUUCCACUUUGUGAGGAGCCCCCCAGCCAACAAGGUGAUAAAGACGCGCUACAGGAUCGUGAAGAAGAACGUGGUGUCUCCAGCCUUAUCAUCCUUCACCAGCCCCAUUCCCACCUGGAAGACCAGGCGCCCCGUGACAUCCAGAUCCCUGCUGUUGAACCAAACCCGACCCUCGCUCCAAGGCAGCAAAUCCCAGCUCGUCCAACAGCGCUGGAGGAACAAAGGCUUCCGCUGCAUCGGCGGGGUCAUGUACCGGGUGUCGGCCAACAAACUCUCCAAAACUUCCAGCAGCCCUCUCCGGGCCAGGGACUUGACCCUCAAAACUCCCAUCAGAGCAGCACUGAGAUUGCACUCCACGCCCAGUCCUGGGGUCUCUCCACCCGGCCUGAGCAGAUACUCGACGUGCCGAUACAUCGCCAGCCGUGCCGUGCAGAGGAGCUUGGCCAUCAUCCGUCAGGCCAAGCAGAAGAAGAAGAAGAAGGAAUAUUGUAUGUACUACAACCGCUUCGGGAAGUGCAAUCGGGGCGAGAGCUGCCCCUACAUCCACGAUCCAGAGAAAGUGGCCGUCUGCACCAGGUUUCUCCGUGGCACGUGCAAGAAGACGGAUGGGACCUGUCCGUUUUCCCACAAGGUGUCCAAGGACAAGAUGCCGGUGUGUUCCUACUACUUGAAGGGUAUCUGCAGCAACAGCAAUUGCCCCUACAGCCACGUCUACGUGUCCAGGAAGGCAGAAGUGUGCCAGGAUUUCCUCAAAGGAUAUUGUCCCAUGGGAGAAAAGUGCAAGAAGAAGCACACGCUGGUUUGUCCUGACUUUGCCAAGAAGGGCGUCUGCCCCAAGGGCUCCCGGUGCAAACUCCUGCACCCCCAGAAGAGACGUCGCCCACAGCAGGCUGGAGGUGAAGGAGACCACCACAACCCUCCUUCCAAGUGGAGACGGAUCCAGGAGGCGUCGGGCAGGAAUGAUCCACCUCAGCUCCAGGAUGAUGGGGAAAUUCCUGGACCCUCCAGUGUGGAGCAAGAGGUGAAGUUUUGGAAAGAGGAGGACCCCAAGCCAAGCAGCUGCCUGCAAAAGCUGCCAUCCUUCAUCUCCCUCCGAUCCCCGGAAUCUCCCGGUUCCCUGGGCUGCAAAGAGGAGAAGGAUGAGGACGAGCCAGAGGAUGAACCAGGCAACACCAAGAGAAGGAGGCUUCUGCCAAGGGCAUCCCUGCGGGAUUCCGAGAACUCCCCUGUGGGUGGCAGAGGGAAACGGCUGCAGAUCAAGCCCCGGCUGUGAGUCCAUCCCAAUCCCGCGGCAGCCGAGCAGCUCAGGAACCGGAGAGCCAGGGAACGACCUGGCACCUACCUCAGGAUGCCAUGUCCAGGCAUGGCAGCCCCUCCCUCCUCCUCCUCUCGAUUUUCCGGGAUGUCUCUUGGACACGGAGCCGUGUGGCAGCGUGGGAAUACACCGCUCGCUCCUGUGGGGAAGCGGCUUUGCUCGGAGCCUUGGAAUUCGCCGGUGAACGACCUUUUCAGCCGGUUUGUUGAAGCCAAGUCCUGCCGCUUCCUUGGAUGCUCGAGAGGCUGGGAAGAGCUUCCCAUCCCCAUCCAUCCUCCGGUGCUGUCCCGGCUCCAGGGUGACGGGGGGACCUGAGGUGACAUUCCCACAUCCAGGUCGGGAUAUACUGGGGACGAGCCGGGAUGUAAUGGGUGUAAAGCCCCCACAAGCCCUGAUCCCACCAUUCCAAGAGCCCAUCCCGCUCCAUCCCUUUGCUUUUGGGAGAUUUCCUGGAGCUGAGAGCUUCCCUCAUGGGAAUGUGUCGAGAGUGGUGCUGCGGUCACACUUGGCGUUUUGGGGUCUCCCCACCUCUCCCUAUCCCAGAGGGGGUUUGGGCUCCAUGGGGAAUGCCAAGGCAACUCUCCAGGGCUUGGGGUUUUUUUGGGACUCUGCAAAUCCAAGCAGGAGCAGGGUGAAGGGAGAGCAUUAUGCCGCUGGAACAGUGGGAUUUUUCCCACUGUUACUAAACCGAACCAAAACAGGCGCAAUUUCCGAGGGAUUUUGGGGUGGAAGGUGCUGUUCCCCCCCCCCCCCCAGAUGCGAUUUGUGGGAUUUGCUCGUCCACAGCCCCUCGGGCAAAAUCCUGUGGGGAAAAGGCAUCAGAGGGAUUUGGGGAAGAACUCGGGCUCCCUGGGGAUGCAGUAUCCAGGAAUGGGGUGGGAAAUGCCAAUAGGCUGUGGCUUCGCCCCCUCACACAGGUCCCCACAGGGGGGGUUCCCUUCCCCAGGUGACCCCCAUGGAGCGGUUUUGUCGCCGUCCCAAAUCCACAACAUCCCCCAGGCGCUGGAGGACCAUCAGAUCCCCACCCCGGGACACCACUUGUGCCCCAGGCUGUGUCCAGAGAGUUGGUUUUUAAUAAAAACGUCGUGGUUUCUGUCGAUAUGAAAACAUCUUUUGUUAACUCCUGUGUUUUGAUAUGUAAAUAAAAGUUUCCUCCCCUGGGAUGGAG
Molecule: messenger RNA, 4059 nt
Organism: Hirundo rustica (Barn swallow)
Lineage: Eukaryota; Metazoa; Chordata; Aves; Passeriformes; Hirundinidae
Gene: ZC3H3
Product: zinc finger CCCH-type containing 3
Exons: 13
Coding region: 51-2849 (932 amino acids)
Cellular component (GO): nucleus
Molecular function (GO): metal ion binding
Source: RefSeq, a predicted model, not a curated record